AUGUCGGCCAAAAAUGUACAGGGCCCUGGCAACAGGAGGGCAUCGCCCGCAGUAAACUUGAUUGCCGGUGGCGGUGCUGGUAUGAUGGAAGCUCUCGUGUGUCACCCUCUGGACACAAUUAAAGUCCGAAUGCAGCUCUCGCGGAGAGCCCGAGCUCCUGGUGCUAAGCCCCGUGGCUUUAUCACCACUGGUGUCGAAAUCGUGAAGAAGGAAACUGCCAUGGGUCUGUACAAGGGUCUGGGUGCCGUGUUGGGAGGUAUCAUCCCCAAGAUGGCCAUUCGGUUCACAUCAUACGAAUACUACAAGUCCCUGUUGGCGGAUCCGACGACAGGCAGCGUCACCAGCAAGGCCACUUUCUUGUCUGGUCUCGCCGCCGGUGUCACUGAAGCCGUGGCCAUCGUCAACCCGAUGGAAGUCGUUAAGAUUCGUCUGCAGGCUCAACACCACAGUCUUGCUGACCCGCUCGACACACCUAAGUACCGCAGUGCUCCUCACGCCUUGUUCACCGUGAUCAAGGAGGAGGGCUUCAGCACCCUGUACCGCGGUGUGUCUCUCACCGCACUCCGACAAGGAACGAACCAAGCCGCCAACUUCACCGCAUACACCGAGCUGAAGGCCGCUCUUCAGCGCAUGCAGCCCGAGUAUGCUAACUCCCAGCUGCCGUCGUACCAGACUACCCUGAUCGGUCUCAUCUCCGGAGCUGUCGGUCCCUUCUCUAACGCCCCCAUUGAUACCAUCAAGACCCGUCUCCAAAGGACCCGCGCCGAGCCCGGCCAGACUGCCAUUCAACGUAUCAUGCUUAUCGCCAAGGAGAUGUUCAAGCAGGAGGGUGCGAGCGCUUUCUACAAGGGAAUCACCCCUCGUGUGAUGCGUGUGGCUCCUGGUCAGGCCGUGACAUUCACCGUGUACGAAUUCCUCAAGGGCAAGCUGGAGGCUUCCAACUGGGCAUUCGUAGGUGGUAAUUUCGAGGAGUAA
Penicillium maclennaniae is the source of this 975-nucleotide messenger RNA. Its product is annotated as putative succinate:fumarate antiporter (Acr1). The record is from RefSeq and is a predicted model, not a curated record. Gene Ontology annotation, biological process: succinate transport; transmembrane transport; fumarate transport. The transcript has 4 exons. The coding region runs from base 1 to 975 and encodes 324 amino acids. Lineage: Eukaryota; Fungi; Ascomycota; Eurotiomycetes; Eurotiales; Aspergillaceae.